UACUAGUAGCAUAAUUUAAACCGACCGGUUUAAAAAAAGCGACCACAUCUUUGUAACUGAUUUAACUCGUAAUCUUUGGCCAGACCGGUUUGAGCUGACUUGAAGGCUGUGGUGACUCCAGUAACCGCUCUUUACAACCAUGCUGAGCAGAAAGCAUGUCAAAAACAACACUUUUUUUUUUUAUUAUUUGUAUUAAUUUGCUGCUGCUGUUGUUUUUCACACCAUUCCGUGUAAAACGCUUCAGACUGUCGUGUGUAUGAAAAUCCCAGGAGAGUGCGCACAGGUUGUUCAGAAACAUCAUCCGAUACCGUGUCUCAUUCUGCCUGUCUCUCUUUUCCUGUUCUCUCAGAAGCACUUCCUGCUGCGUGCCAGACGCUCGUGCACUCUGUUUCACUCUGUCUGUCAAGCAUGGCCAAUUUUUUCAAAAACGUGGCACAACAACGUGCAGUUUGUAACUUUUUUUUUUCUUUCCUCAAAGCCCGUACAAACCAAGUGUUAACAGAGUUAAUAUGUAGAGACGCCGCGUGUGUGUCUGCAUAUGAAAGUAGACAAGUGUGUGUGUGUGUGUGUGUGUGUGUGUGUGUGUGUGGCCAUGCACAAGGGAAGAUGAUGCAGGUAAAGGCGGUGAACUAGUUGCUAAAGUGAAGUCGUGCGCACUCGAGUGCGUGACGCGAAGAUGCUGCUGACUUUGUCAAAGUUCUAUCUGCAUCACAGGAAGAGAGCGAGGUGUGACAGGAAGAAAAGAACGAAAGAGGCAGACAAGACGGGUGUUGUGCAUGUGUGCUCGGAAAUGCAGAACGAGCAAUAAAAGCAAAAACAUGAUCGCAGACGAAAGAGUGAAUACACACAACUACACAAGAGACAUGGGUCAAAGGGGUGACCGCGAAAUCGGCGUUUAACAUCUAAUAAACAUACAAUCACAUGAACACCUACAGUAUGUACACUGGGAUGGAGAGGAACUCUCAAAUUCCUUGGCAGGACGACUGCUAUAUGGUUCUUAAAUCCACUCCAAAAUCAGGAACUCGCAAAAAGAUGGAUGAUGCUGGCUGGUUGCGUAAAAAUCAGAAAUCACUGCAGCGAUUCAUCACUGACCCGUUACUGGUGGGCAUAGUCAACCACAUGAGGAAGUCGGAUGAACUGAGUGCAGAAGGCGUGGGGAUUAUCAAAGAGGCGGGAUCUCUGGAGGAUAAAGUGCAUGCGUUGAUUGAGCUGCUGUUCAGAGGUGAUCCGCAGGGCAGCACCCUCCAGACUUACCUGCAGAACUCGCAUCCGGAUGAGUACAACCUCAUAACUCUGCAUGACUCUGUUGCUCAGCAACAUAAAGACAGCCUCCUCCAGCAAGUCCAAGAGGACAUUGAGAUUCUAUCCCACCAAGCACCCAAUCAAACCCCUGGACCUGCCCUGUUACUGGUCGACGGUGUGUCUGAUCUGCAACAGAGAGAGCACGAUCUCAUUCAAGUGUCAGUCAACAGAGGAGUGGGACCUAUGCACAGUCGUCCACUGGGACUAGAUAAACUCCUCGCUCCGCUGACGAGGGUUAGCACCGCCCCUCGUGUCACACUGACGGUAGGAGUGGCUGGCAGCGGGAAAACCCGAUUGGUGCACAAAUUCAUCCAUCAAUGGAGUUCAGGGAAGAUAUGCCAAGAGUUAAGCUUGGCAAUUCCUAUUGCGUGCUGGGAAUUGAGCAGUCUUGAACGGUUGUCACUUGAGAGGUUGCUUCGAUUGGUUGUUCCAUAUGAUAACGUUGAUGUGAUUUUGAACAGUCAUGUCUGUAAAGUGCUGUUGAUCUUUGAUGGGUUGGAAGAAUUCCGCUUGCCUCUGGACUUCUCAGAGGCCCCGGCUACAUCAGAUACACGUCGGGAGCUUCCGGUAUCCGAUCUUAUCACAAACAUCAUCAGGGGCAACCUCUUACCAAGGGCAUCACUGUGGCUUUUGUCAAGGCCUGGAGUUGGGGCAAAAGUACCUGCGGGAUUGGUGGAUCGUGUGACGGAAGUCCCACCUUUUUUGCAUGAUCAGAUUCAGGAUUACAUAAAAAAUACACACGUGCCAGAGAACUCUUACACACAAUUCCAGCAGCCCACUCGGUCGGAUUCUGAAACGCAAUCAUCAGAGGACAAGUCUUGCCAGACAUGGGCUCAUCUGAGAUCCCAGAAACCCUUGCUCAUUCUUUGUUCAGUGCCUUGCAUUUGUCACAUUGUUACAACCACCUUGUCCCACCUUGUAGGGAUGGACUUGGAGGAUAUACAUCUCCCACGGACUCUGACAGAGGUGUAUGCCCUCUACUGCUGGCCACGUCUCUCUUGCACAGAUCCAUCCGGCGGAAGCAUCCGGAAGCCGCUGGGCACUCUCGGACGAUUGGCCUUUUACAGUCUGCUGCGCCAACGUCAUACGUUUCUUGAGAACGAAUUACGAACUUAUGGUAUUGACAUCCCACCGCCACCAGGAUCUCUGGGACAUCGGAUCCUUCAACGUGAGCAGAGCUGGUCCUCUGAUUCUGUGUCAUGGCGGUUUGUACACACUUCUGUGCAGGAGUUUCUAGGCGCGCUCUUCUACUAUGUGUCCUCACGGCGUGGAAUGUUUGAUCUGUUCUCCGAGAGCAGCGUUUCAUGGCCACGAAUUGGCUUCCAAAACCACUAUCGUGCUGCACUUCAGAAAACUAGUGCGUCGACCAACGGCAAACUUGACCUCUUCAUGCGCUUCUUCUCUGGCCUGUUGUCCUCGGCGGCCGGAGCUCUGCUGGGCGGGGCUUUGGGAGUAAGCCGAGAAGAGCAGGUGACCCAGCGCACGAUGGCAAUGACUCUGCUCCAGAACACAGUGACAGGAUCAGGAGGCGAGGCGGUUAGCAUGCGUAGUGUAGCUACAGUCGCCUGCCUGGCAGAGCUACAGCAGGGGGAGUGGAUACGCUCUGUGGAGGAGGACCUGACUGGCUGUAGACUACAGGGGAAACUGAAGGGCGGGGUUUGUGCAGUGCUAGCAUAUCUCCUGCAGGUGUCAGAGUCAUGUGCCAAUGAGACACACCUCUCAAACUGCCUGGACUUUGCCUCUCUCAAGCAACUACUCCCACAGCUCUUGUACUGCAGCAAGUUGAGGAUGGAAAAUAAUAAAUUUAAGGACGAUGCAAUGGAGCUCCUGGGAAGUUUGCUAAGCGCCAAAGACUGUCAUAUUCAAUCACUAAGUAUGGCAGAUAGCUCGAUUAGCAGUAAGGGGAUCAAGCCACUGAGUCGAGCUCUUCUGGUCAAUCGGACUCUCACCACACUGGAUCUCCAUGGCAACAACAUUGGCACCAAAGGAGCAAAGACAUUGGCCGAUGCGCUGAAGAUGAACCAGGUUAUCGUGUCAGUCAAUCUUCAAAGUAACCAGAUAGGGGACGAGGGAGCUCAAGCACUGGCCGAGGUUUUGCAGUCAAACAGGAAACUCACCACACUAAAUGUUAAGAAGAACAGUAUAGGCCCAGAGGGGGUGAAGAAAAUUGCAGAAGCGCUCAAAAAGAACCAGAUAUUACAAGACCUCAAUGUGUCUGGAAAUCAUUUGGGAGAUAUCGGCGCACUAGCGUUGGCUCAAGCACUAGCAGUCAACCAUACACUCCAAACUCUCAGCCUCCGGAGUAACUCUGUUAGUGACAGGGGGAUGAAGGCUCUGACUCAAGCCCUGUGCUACAACAAGGGCCUCACUAAACUCAACCUUAGGGAGAACUCCAUCGGAGUCGAAGGUGCUCGAGCCAUCGGCCGAGCUUUACAAGAGAACCACACACUCCGGGAGCUUGAUCUUACAGCGAAUCUUCUUAAUGAUGAAGGUGUGAAAGCCAUCGCGGCAGCAGUGAAAGUCAACAGAGCUCUGACUUCCUUGCAUCUCCAGUGGAAUUUCAUGAAGGCUGGUGCAGCUAAAGCUCUAGCUCAGUCCCUACAAUCCAACACGUUCAUCCAGCUCCUGGAUCUCCAGGAAAAUGCUCUGGGUGAUGAUGGUGUCGUCUCACUGGCAGGCGCGCUGAAGGUUAACUCCUCUCUCAUGGUGCUCUAUCUUCAGGGUGUAUCGGCGGGUGAAGCGGGUGCUGUGGCUCUGGCUGAAGCUCUGAUGGUCAACCAAAGCCUCCACACACUCGAUCUCCGCGGUAACUCCAUCGGCAUGGGCGGGGCCAAGGCUCUCUCCAGCGCGCUGAAGACCAAUCGUAGCUUGAGAAGUUUGAAUCUUCAGGAGAACUCUUUGGGAAUGGAUGGAGCCAUCUUCAUUGCCACUGCUCUCAGAGGAAAUCAUCAACUCACUUAUAUAAAUCUUCAGGGUAACGGAAUUGGCGAGUCGGGAGCGAAGGUCGUUUCGGAUGCCAUACGAGCUGACGCGCCAGAGUGUGUGGUGGACAUCUGAUGAGAGAGCGCGCGCGCACACACACUCAAGCUGCAAGCUGUACAAAUUACAACCAUUUAUUUAAUUAUAUGGAUUAGUAUUUAUUAUUAUUAUGUAUCAGUGCUGAUUCUAUUUCUUACUGUAUAAUAUUGCAUACAAUAUUUUAUACUGCGGUUUAUUUGUUUAAAACAAAAAAAUAAAAUACAAUAAACAUUCCUGUCAGCUGAAGCAUUUUAUAAUAAACUGUAAAAAAAAAAAAAAAAA
This is a messenger RNA of Ictalurus furcatus (blue catfish), 4602 nucleotides long. It is a transcript of the gene nlrc3, whose product is annotated as NLR family, CARD domain containing 3. The record is from RefSeq and is a predicted model, not a curated record. NCBI's taxonomy places the organism in Eukaryota, Metazoa, Chordata, Actinopteri, Siluriformes, Ictaluridae. The coding region runs from base 922 to 4359 and encodes 1145 amino acids. Gene Ontology annotation, biological process: negative regulation of canonical NF-kappaB signal transduction. Gene Ontology annotation, cellular component: cytosol. Gene Ontology annotation, molecular function: protein binding. The transcript has 19 exons.